GGGCCCGCCGCGCGCAGCGGGAAGAUGGCGGCGCUCAGGGCGGCGUGGAACGGGCGGGACGAGCCUUGGAACCGGCUGGACGUGCCCUGGCCCGCGAACAGCGCCACUGUGCCGCUGGCGGCCCAGCACCCCGCAGUGAGGUUACUGUCGGCGCUGCGGCGGCGGUGCGACAUCGCCGGGAAGGGGCUGUCGGGGCCGGGCCUGGCCGCCGAGGGACGCGUCCUGCGAGCCGUGCUCUACGUGUACCACAGCAGGCUGCUCCGGCACCGGCCCUACCUGGCCCUGCAGCAGGUAGAGCAAUGUUUGAAGCGCCUAUGGAAAAUGAAUCUGGUAGGCUGCCUGGAAACUCUGGUAGAACUGAUUCCCAAGAAAAAUGCAUCCAAAGCCCACGCAGAGUGCUUGGUUCCCAGCCAGCCUAUGCUGGAAACUGUGGCUUUGAAGGUAUUGGGAGGCUGCAAGCUCAUACUACGUCUACUGCAUUGUUGCUGUAAAGCUUUUCUCUUGUCCGUUAAACACCUCUGCUCAAAGGAAUUCAUACUCCUGAAUACUGUGGCUUCGGGGCUCCUGAGCCGGCUCUGGAUUCAGUACAGGUGUGUAUUGCAGACCCUCAUGUCCUUGUACAGUGCCCUGUCAACAAUGCUUCAUCUGGUAUCUGAGACCCAACAGACCCCUUAUAUCAAGGGGUUUACCUUCCCUUCUGAUAUUGGUGACUUCCUUGGAGUUAAUGUAUCUUCUGAAGCAAAGAAGCAAAAGGCUAAAAUGCUUAGUACAAAAAAAACUACCAGCUGGAUGAAGAAGUUCUUCCCAGCAAUGCCUGAGGCAGUAUCAAAGGUUGGGAAAAAGAGAAAAUCUGAGACCUGUACAAGUGCUGUGAAAAACCAUAGCAUCCUGUGCCCCGUGGACAUUGGAGAGACAGUUGUGGUGCCCACAGCCAGGAGAGAGAAGCACCCAGGGUUUGAUGUGAAGAGCUUGCUUAGGCCAUCCAGACAUCCCACGCAAGAGGGUCUAAGCAUUGCAUCAACACCUUUUCAAGCUAAGUUGUCACCACUUUUGUCUCAGAUAGUAAAAUCACAGCAGACUGGAUCUCUUGUACAGAUGGUCCAAAUAGCUGCAUCAUUUGGGGAGCUGUCAGAGGCACUCAGAAAAGCUAUUCUGUGGUGCAAAACCAACAAAUUCAAAUCAGAAGCUUAUUUUCUGCGUAACAAGUUGUUGAAAAGCAACCGGCUACACCAUGUGGAGGCUCAAGGAUGCAGCUUGAAGAAAAAGCUGCGCUGUGUCAAAACAUCUAUCUGUAAAUACCUCCUGUAUGGAUCACAACACACACACUGGCCAAGGCAGCACCUCCGGGCACAGUUCUGCCAAAGGAGGAUCAGAUCAUCGGCACUCUUGAAGACAGCUCCAAAGACUGGUGGGCAAAAGCCUCCUGAGCUUUUUGGGGUCUGUGAGAACAGUGCAUCACCCAUCCUCCCAGCUUACCAAGAUGGGUCUCCGAGUCAGGAAGAACAUUCCAGCAUUGAUACAGGACGUGCCAGACUAAGCACAACAGGGACCCCUAAGCAGCUGCUGCUGGAAGGAAGCCCUGGCCUUGUGUGGAAAGAAGCUGCUGAGAAUACAGAUAUUGAUUCUAUUUUUGCAGCAAUAGGUGUCUGAUCCUGGACUUGAAAGAGGAAAGGGGUCAAGUCAUUGUCUUUUUUUUUUUUUUUUUUUUUUAAGUAAACCCCUCUGAACCCUAAUGGUGUCUCAGUAACUCACAUCAUGAAUUCUGUUAAGAAAGUAACAACUAUUUUAUUAUGUUUUUGUAAACCAGCUUUUUUUUAAUGGCUGAUUUUUAUAUUUUUAAAGGUGUUCCAAAUAACUGAAUAGUCACCAUCCUUUUACCUACCCUUGUCCAGGAACAGUGACUUUGUUACCCUUACCCAGUGUCCCCUCUCUAUUGCCUGACCACAUGUUAAAUGCUGCUGUCAAAUCCACAGUGCUAACAGUUUCCAUCCAUGGUAGAAAGGCUGCAGCUGAUCGCUCACUUCUGCUUUGGACAAAAGACUGGCCAAAACCUUUCCAAGCUUUACUCCCUUCCUUCUGUGCUGCUUGUAGAGGGGACAGCCUUGAUGUGCAGUAUUAUUGCGGUUUCAGCAUUUGUUAUGCUUGUUCUGAAAUGAGAGAGUUAACUGAACCUUCCCAUAACUGUUCCAGAAGUAGGGAAAAGCACAGCUGUGGCCUGUAUUACCUGCUUUGUAUGAACUGAUUAAUGUACAUUUAGUUAUGAAACGUGAGCACAAACUUAUGUUUUAUUCAGAAAGCAUAUACAGAGUAAAGAGCACAACUUUGAUAGUA
Haemorhous mexicanus (house finch) is the source of this 2331-nucleotide messenger RNA. It is a transcript of the gene RMP64, whose product is annotated as nucleolus and neural progenitor protein. Gene Ontology annotation, cellular component: nucleus. The coding region runs from base 25 to 1650 and encodes 541 amino acids. Gene Ontology annotation, biological process: positive regulation of Notch signaling pathway. Lineage: Eukaryota; Metazoa; Chordata; Aves; Passeriformes; Fringillidae. The transcript has 9 exons. The record is from RefSeq and is a predicted model, not a curated record.